AUGAAAACGAAAGCAAGCCAGCGAGAUCCUGACAAAUAUUGUCGAUACCAUCGCACACAUGGCCACGACACCAAUAACUGCUUCCAGUUGAUCACAGAGAUCGAAAGGUUGAUAAAAAGAGGGCACCUCAAGAACUUCGUGAGGAAACUAGAGGGACAGAGGCCUCAGCCCAAUCCGGCAGCACAAGUACCAAGGAAGACAGGAACUGGACCAGUGAAUGAUGGGACCAGUGGGACGAUCAACAUGAUUGUUGGGGGAAUGGGAGGUCGGAUGAGCCGUAGGGGAAAAAAGAGGAGUCGAGAGGGAGAAAGCAGCAGUGCCGAAAUCAUGCAGGUAGUCGAGCACUCUCCAGUAACCAUCACCUUCUCUCCGGAGGAUGCCCAGGGUGUUCAGAUGCCCCAUGACGACGCCCUUGUCGUUGAAGCCAUCAUUCACAACUAUCGAGUCAAGAAGAUUUUAGUGGAUGAUGGGAGCAAGGUAAACUUAUUACCCUACCGGGUUUUCCAAUAG
Messenger RNA from Manihot esculenta (cassava), 510 nucleotides. RefSeq lists its product as uncharacterized. The record is from RefSeq and is a predicted model, not a curated record. The coding region runs from base 1 to 510 and encodes 169 amino acids. NCBI's taxonomy places the organism in Eukaryota, Viridiplantae, Streptophyta, Magnoliopsida, Malpighiales, Euphorbiaceae. The transcript has a single exon.